AGCCUGCCGCGCAGUGCUUGCUGGGAAGAGUAGUUCCCCAGCUGUGCAGAGUAGUCAGUCUGGACUCAGAGCAGAACGUUUCUGGGCCAGGCAUGGUGUCCAGUGGUGGUUGUGGCAGCUCCAGCGUUUGCAGGGGCUGAUCUCAAGGUGGGGCCUUUCAGGCUCGCGUAGAUGUGAUGUCCGGGAACUUGGGACCUAAUGAGGCAUCCGGGAUUUAUCAUGAGCGGCAACGCCUUGAGCUGUGUGCUGUCCAUGCCCUGAACAAUGUCUUGCAGGAGCGGAUUUUCACCCAAGAGGCAGCUGAUGAGAUCUGUAAGAGGCUGGCCCCAGAUGCCAGAUGGAAUCCACAUCGUAGCUUCUUGGGAACAGGGAACUAUGAUGUCAAUGUCAUCAUGGCAGCUCUCCAGAGUGUUGGUCUAGAAGCUGUCUGGUGGGACAAGCGCAGGCCUCUAGAGCAGCUAUCCCUAGAGGGGGUUCUAGGAUUCAUCAUCAAUGUCCCCUCCAACGUGUGCCUCGGCUUCCUGUCUCUUCCAGUGAGGCGCCGCCAUUGGAUUGCUGUGCGCCAGCUUGAUGGCGUCUAUUACAACCUUGACUCCAAGUUGAAGGCACCAGUUCCAAUUGGCAGCGAAGCUGACCUCAGGGUAUUUCUUCAGGAAGUUCUAUCAGAGGGACCCUGUGAGUUGCUGCUAGUUGUGCCCCAUGAGACCGGUGAAGCCAGAGACUGGCUAAGCACUGUCAGGUGAUCGCCAGCAUGCAAGAAUCCAUCCGAGAUGACCUGAAACAUUCCUCUUCAAUCCCCUCCUGUACUGGCUGCUGCAUGUCUUUUUUGGGAUGGGGAGGGAAAGGAAGUGGCACACUCUUAUUUACGCUGCCAUUCUGGGAGCUGACCAUGAAACCCAUCCUUCCCUCUCUUCCACGAAAGAAAAGUUCCCAGCUUCUCCCUUGCUUUUGAAAGACUUGCACUGUGUCGGAGCAGUAUGGAAUAAAGGCUGCAAUACCAAAUGGUAGAGGACUUUCCCCUGGCAUGACCAGUUGGAGCAUAGGAAUAGCCAUUGGAGUGUUCUGACAGGAGCCAAUCAAUUCUUUCUGGACUGAUGGAGAUAAUUGUUUACAAGCAGGACUUGAUGGUGUUACAUGCCCUGAUCCUCAUUUGCUAUCUAGUUUAGUCUAUUUUAUCUGAGAAGCUGUAUGGCUCACUAUUUGGGCUAAGAGACUUCUUUCUUUGUAUUUUUUGAGAUUCUUCUGUAAAAUCUCUUUCUGCUGAUGCAUUGCAGUGAGUUACUUGGAUAGAACAAGACAGACCCCCCCCCCAGCACACACGAGUGCGCACAGAGAGAGAGUCUUUGACUUAAACCUGUCACUCAAGGUUUUGAGGUGGCUGUUCCAAAGGAUAUUAGGGAGGCAGUGGUAGGAGUAGGAUGUAGAUGCUGAGAAGCCAAGGAUGAUGUUUCAGCUCUGGCUUUACUCAGAAGGACCUUUUCUGGCAGCUGAGAGCUGUUUUACUAAGAGUGGCAGGGACACUAGUCAAGUGGAGCGUGUGGCGAGAAAGCAAGCUUCUUUUUGCUCCCUUGAGGCUAGCUUGAAAACAUGAGAUGCUUAGACUAGAUAGGAUUAAUGUUUCUGCAGUAGGUAUAACUGAAAGUGGGAAAAGGAGAGUGGAGUGCCGUGUAGAAUUAAGAAAAGCCACUGUGCUGGUGUCCUGUGUUCAAAUUCAGAGAGUAGUGGCAGACACCACAAGGUGGCAAAUAAUCCAAGCUGCUCCCAGACUUUCUGCUGCCUGAAAUAAGAUAGUGUUUCCUUUAUGAUUCCGUAUCCACAAGCUGUGACUGGGUUGACCGAUGAAUGCUGGCAGCUGAACAAAAUCUUCUAUCACACCUGAAGGCAGCAGGUCAGUUCAGAGGAAUAAGACACACUAUGUGCUCCAACAAAGAGAAUUAGCCGGAGGGCUCAGGAAAAACAGCAUGGGGGAGUCUGCACCUGUUGCAUUUCUGCCUGUGAUACAGCUGCGUGAAGCACUAGUACCUUGCAGAGCAGGGGUGAGGCACUGACCCUUUGUUCAGACUGAAAAUGUCAGUUGCUUUUUUGUUUUGUUUUUAAUCAAAACACUCUGUCCCUCAGGUAGAAGGUAUCUGAUGCUUCUCGUGAAAGGUCAGAAGCUAGCAUAGGGAAUGCACAGGAGAAAGCUAUUGCACUGUCCACCUCCUUAUCCUCUAGUAGUUCUUAAUGCUUUUUUUAAAAAGCUACUCUGGUCCUUUUUUCUGGCACAGAAAGCACCCUCCGCACUGCGCCUGCCAACCUUGAAGUUCGUUGCAAACCUCUGCAGAGGAACACUCAGUGAUGCAAAACAAAUAAAUGUGUGCUAGAGUUUGUGAGU
Sceloporus undulatus (fence lizard) is the source of this 2374-nucleotide messenger RNA. RefSeq names its product Josephin domain containing 2 (gene JOSD2). Gene Ontology annotation, molecular function: cysteine-type deubiquitinase activity. NCBI's taxonomy places the organism in Eukaryota, Metazoa, Chordata, Lepidosauria, Squamata, Phrynosomatidae. The transcript is spliced from 5 exons. The record is from RefSeq and is a predicted model, not a curated record. The coding region runs from base 177 to 743 and encodes 188 amino acids. Gene Ontology annotation, biological process: protein deubiquitination.